UAGGAAAGUUCCCUUUACUAUUUCCCCAUUCCAAACAAAAAAGCUUCCAUUUCAAUCCUCCAUUUUUUUUCCCUUCACCAGAAAUUAUAUAUACACAAAAUAUCUUCCCCUUCACUCUCUCUCUAACAUUUUCUCUCUCUAAAACAUACUCAACAUCCAUGGCCAUGCCUCUCUCUCUCCCCUUUACCAAAAAAAAGAAAAAAUCUCAUCUUCUUCUUCAACAACAGCAGAACCAAUCAUCUUCCUCCGACGACUGCUACACCCCGAUACCGUGCCGCCACGACGAAAACUACAUCGUUUUACCGAGUUUUCUCCACCACCUUAUCGUUCGUUUCGCCACUAAACGAACACUCGUCAUCGUCGGACUAAUCUUCCUCUUCAUCUCCGCCGUGUACUUUUUCUGGCCGUCUGAUCCUGCGAUCAAGAUCGUACGGAUGCACUUGAAUAAAAUACAUAUUCACGCAUUGCCGAUCAUCAGCAUUGACGUGUCGUUGCAGGUUACUAUAAAAGUAAGCAAUGUUGACGUGUAUUCCAUGGAUUUUACAGCGCUGGAUAUUGCUCUUAGGUAUAGAGGGAAGAAAUUAGGUCACGUGAAGUCGGGUAAAGGUCACGUGAGGGCAAGAGCUUCGUCCUACGUGGAUGCUGAGCUGGAGUUUAGUAAGGUAGGUGUGUUGUCUGACGUGGUGUUCUUGCUUGAGGAUUUGGCUAGGGGUAAAGUGCCGUUUGAUACCGUUACUAAAUUUGAUGGCAAACUUGGGUUCUUGUUCUUUGAGAUCCCUAUGAAGGCGAGAAUGACAUGUGAAAUUCUGAUAAAUACAAUCAAUCAGACAAUUUUUCGUCAAAAUUGCGGGAGCGACUAAGAUGUGAAGUUUAAGGAAUGAUGCAGCAAAAGCUAAAAUGCUAAGGUAUAUAUUGGUCCCUUCAUGUGUAUAUAAAACAAGGAUUUUGCUAAAAUGUCACAUUAUAUAUAUGUAAAUUUGGGUGGUCAAUGUUAUGCAUAGUUUUGUUUAUUACACAAAAUUGAACAUGAAACUCUCGAAUAUCACACAAUUUUACUUUUUUGUGGCCAUAUAGAAAAAAAAUUAAUAUAAAUAGACAUAAAUAUAUUAAACAAGGAAAAAAUAGCUCAAUUUAUGCUAAUUUUAUCUAUUAAUAGAAACUAAUUAUUUAUGGUUCCUUUAAUUUAGCUAUAACAAAAUUUUACUAAACUUAACCACAACAACCUCUAUAUAAUUCAACUUUUUCUUUGUUUUCUUCAUAUACUCAAUUAAAACAUUUAUAAAAACAACACUUUUGAGCCAUAAUCUUGAAAGAAAAUGGAGUUCAGUAAGUCAAUUUCAAUCAUCUUUUUAGUUUCAUAUUUGUUUCUUUCGUCGUCCACCAUGUCCUCCGCGUCAACCAUGAAAUCCCAAUCGGCAACUCAAACUCCAUCGACAUCUUCGAAGUCGACUCCCGUCGAUGGUAUAUGCAAGGUUACUACAAACCCUACAAAAUGCGCUAAGGUUCUUACUCCAUUGUUAAGCGGAUCAUCAACGGAUCCCGCUUCAGUUCUCAACUUGAUUAUAGACACCGCGUCUAAGAAUGUAAAAAUUGCAGCUUCCGUGACCGAUAGAGCGAAAAACGCUCCAUCAAUACCGGAGGAAAUGUCCGAGCCCCUUAGGAUUUGUUCAGAAUCUUAUGCUGGGGUUAUUGCGAACCUUGUUAAGUCUCAAGACGUUAAAGCUGUUAAUGGUGCACUUUCAGGUUCCAUUGCAUCUAUAAAUGCGUGUGAUAAAUCUUUUGCUGAUCAUCCACACAAUAGAUCACCCGUCAAGGAGAUUGAUGCUACUAUAGUCGAAUUGCUCGGAUAUGGAGUGGAUAUUUCUAAGAGCUUAAUUAAAUAAAAAAGAAUCAGUCAAUGGCCUCUCAACUUUGUCUACUUUAAUUUAAUUAUUAAUAUAUCACGGCAUGUAUAGCCUAAUAGUAGGAAUAAAUUUGAGAUUCUUCACUUUUCAUUCUAUUGUAACAAUAAUAAAAAUUUAAAUUAAAGUUAGCUUAUUCAUCCAAAA
This is a messenger RNA of Mercurialis annua (annual mercury), 2048 nucleotides long. RefSeq lists its product as uncharacterized. Gene Ontology annotation, cellular component: plasma membrane. The transcript has 3 exons. The coding region runs from base 159 to 860 and encodes 233 amino acids. The record is from RefSeq and is a predicted model, not a curated record. NCBI's taxonomy places the organism in Eukaryota, Viridiplantae, Streptophyta, Magnoliopsida, Malpighiales, Euphorbiaceae.